AUGCUUCGUCGGCGCCACAAGAAGUCGCGUGCUGGCUGCUUAGAAUGCAAGCGUCGACAUGUCAAGGCGUCUGCAGACACUUCCCUGAAUGCCUCCCAGGGCACAUCGCCUCCGCCAGGCGCGUCUGCUGCCUCGAGUGCACCAACGUCGGUUGUUACGCCUGCACUCCCCGUGUUCCCUUCUCAGUCCACGGGCAGUCCCAACGCCAGCGGAGACGGCGGCGACCCGCUUCUCCUCAUCGACGAUGCCGAUGGGGCAAUCAACGUCAGCCAUGCCGAGCUUAUCGUGCACCUCAUGACUGAUGAAGACAUCCAGAGCUUGGCUGCGAAUCCCAACAACCUGUCGAGCGGCAUGGUUCUCGGUCUUCGCGCUGGGAUCCGCACGCCGUAUCUCCUGUAUGCCAUGCUUGCGUUCUCGGCGCGGCAUCUCGCCUACCUGGCGAACAACAGCAGCGACAUCAAACACACCACGCCGCCCCAGUCUCAGUCGUGGCAUACUCAAGAGCAGUGGACGCCAGAGCAGGCCUCGCAACCCUCGGUGCCGUCGUCCGUUCCGUGGAUACCGUCCCAACCGUUGGUGUCGACGAACCCAUCUUCGCUAUCCAUGCCCUCCUCGUCGUCGCCCUCGUCGAUGUCUUCUCCGUCACUAAGCACAGCAGCCUCGCCUGUGCCGCCACCGUCACAGUACUCGCUACCGUCGUCGCUGCCGCCGCUCUCGUUCUCGUCGACGCCCCCCUACGUGACCCAGUCGCCUACCGCUGCCGCCCGCUAUAAGCGUCAGUCCGUCCUCCUGCAAACCCGCGCCAUCUCGCUUUUCAACACCGCCUGGCGCGCCAGUCAUGGCGUCUUCGACCGCUCCAACUGCGUGCCCAUGCUUCUCUUCUCGUCCAUCCUAGGCCACCACCUGUUUGCCGACUCACUCGCCAGCCGCCACGACUCUCUGGACAAAUUUCUCGAGGACUAUGUUCAGUGCGCCCAGCUGCAGCAGGGUGUUUCCGCCAUUGCCAUGACCACCUGGCCGCUCUUGCUACAGUCUGAAUUUGCGCCCAUCCUGCAGUGGAGUGCUCGCUUCACAAGCCGCAAGGGCCGUGGACACGACUGCGCGCAGCUGCUGACACUCGUCAACAGAGCCCCCGAAGACCGGCUCAGCGCGUCCGCAAAGAAUGCUUGCCACUUGGCAAUCCGUCUACUCCAGGUUGGCUUCGACGUGCUGUACUUACCGGCACCCAAGAGCCCAAAAACCUCGUCCACACACAGUACCAGCCAAAACGGCAGUACCGAUGCCGAUACCAUGGAUAUGGAUGAUACGGCAGAACGUCCGGUCGGCGAAGGUGCCGAAAAUGCCGACAGCCACGACAACGACGGCGACGAAGAAGAAAAAUCGGAUGAAGACAAGAAUGAACACUUGUACCGUCACAAAAUGAUUUUGCUUUGGGCGCUCAUUAUGCCCAAGGAAUUUUCCGACUUGCUUGCGGCCAAGAACCCCGAGUCCCUCGUCAUCUUGGCCUACUACGCUUGUCUUCUCAAUCACGGCCGCCACCUGUGGCAGGUUGGUGACGCUGGUGAGUACAUUAUGGGCCUCAUCAGCGACUACAUGGACCCCGUCUGGGACGAGUGGCUAGAGGAGCCAAGGCGCCGCUUGGCAACGGAUGUUGUGCAAGGGCCGACGCCGUGA
This is a messenger RNA of Sporothrix brasiliensis 5110, 1674 nucleotides long. RefSeq lists its product as uncharacterized. The coding region runs from base 1 to 1674 and encodes 557 amino acids. The transcript is spliced from 3 exons. Gene Ontology annotation, biological process: regulation of transcription by RNA polymerase II. The record is from RefSeq and is a predicted model, not a curated record. Lineage: Eukaryota; Fungi; Ascomycota; Sordariomycetes; Ophiostomatales; Ophiostomataceae. Gene Ontology annotation, molecular function: DNA-binding transcription activator activity, RNA polymerase II-specific.